AGCCGUUUGGGCCCAGGCGGCCCGCCAGAGACCGUACCCGUUCCGUGGCCGGGCGGCGUUUCGCCGCGAAACGCCCCUCCCGCGCGCGCACGUGGGCGGCCGAGCCCGACGAUGGCCCCCCUCCGGCUUGCCGCCGCGGCAUGCGCCGCCAGUGGGCCCAUCGCCGCGGCCCUCACGCUGUCGCCGCCGGCCCCGCGGGGCCUCGCCCGGGCGAGCGAGGAAAACCCGGUGGGAAGCCCGAGGCCCGCGGACCUCGCCGCCUGGGCCAACGGCCCUCGCACCGUGGAGGCGAGCACGCUCCACCACGCCGAGGUCCGGAGCCUCGUGGGCGACUACAACCUCAGCAUCGCCGCGUACGGCCGCUGGGAGGACUCGAUGGUGUCCGCCGAGCUCCUCGCGGGGAACGGGUGGGAGACCCGGCACGUCAAGGAGCUGUGCCGCCUCUACCGCGAGAGCGGCGCCGUGGGCAACUUCCUCGACAUCGGGGCCAACAUCGGCACCUUCGCCAUUCCUUUGGCGGACUGCCUCGGAGGCGGCGGACGAGUGCUCGCCGUGGAGGGGAUGCCGCCCACCGCGGACCACCUCGUGGCAGGCAUCUUGGACAGCAGGCUGAAGAACGUGGACGUGUACCCUUACGCCGUGGGCGCGUCCGGGGAUCCGAGGACGGUGACCAUGUCACUCAACCCUGUCAACAAGGGCGGCUCUGCCGUCAAGGGCAACAAGCCCUUCACCAACAUGACCGACGACCAGUUGCAGGACUUGUUCCACCCGGGCAAGAAGGCACAGAAGUACGCCCAGAAGGUUGUGGUGAAGGAGUUCUCUGUACCUCUCACCACCGGUGACCAUAUGCUCUAUCACAACCCAGCCAUGAAGGCCAUCGUGAUCGCCAAGGUCGACAUCGAGGGCUACGAGGGCAGGUUCAUCCGAGGCUCCAAUACCCUGUUUACCAAGUACCCCCCGUGCUUCAUGACCAUCGAGCUGAUUCCGGAGUGGCUGGAGCGCGCUGGUACGCCAGCACAGGAGAUUCUGGACCAGCUGACCGCCUGGGGCUACAAGGACGUCCCCACCCUCGCAGGGCUCAUGAAGUCGAACGUCGAAGCCAAGACCCGGACAGUGGUGCAGAGGGACAUGGCGAAGUGCCUGCAGCGCGUGAGGUCCUACGCCUCCCAGCAGUGAGCCAGGUAGUUGCGUUGAACCCUGGCUCCGGACUGAGUGGAGGCUCUCUCCUGGCAGCCUGUGACCCUCGUUUUGAAUAGACCUUGUAAGAAGAGACACCGCUUGUGGUUUGCACAAAGUGUUGUUCAGACAUGUCUGCCUGAAUCCGUCGUGGGUCAAACGCCGGCUGCAUGUUCUAAGAUCAUGGCUGUGUUAUCGCACCGUUCUUUUGUUCUAAGGAGAUCUCGUGGCAGGCGCAUAGGAAUGACGGGACGGUCAGUUCCUGCUCCAGUGUGGCCGCUUCGAGCGCUGGGAGGCGCUGGGAAUUUCAGACGAUCCGUUGACCGCGUCUUUCGGUUCUCCCCCCCCUAUGUCAUGGCGCC
Messenger RNA from Prorocentrum cordatum, 1538 nucleotides. Lineage: Eukaryota; Dinophyceae; Prorocentrales; Prorocentraceae. The record is from the annotation of a GenBank genome assembly.